Molecule: messenger RNA, 1868 nt
Organism: Salvelinus namaycush (lake trout)
Lineage: Eukaryota; Metazoa; Chordata; Actinopteri; Salmoniformes; Salmonidae
Product: 2-acylglycerol O-acyltransferase 2-A-like
Exons: 6
Coding region: 280-1290 (336 amino acids)
Biological process (GO): triglyceride biosynthetic process
Cellular component (GO): endoplasmic reticulum membrane
Molecular function (GO): diacylglycerol O-acyltransferase activity
Source: RefSeq, a predicted model, not a curated record
CAAGCAGUUCUGUUAGUUCUCAAGUUUGUUUGCAGAGUUUAACCCCAUUAGAAGGUGAACUAGAGACCAGCAACAACCAAAUAGCAGAACUUCCACAGUGCUGCACAAGCCCUUCAGUUUCAGAACUUUUAGUUGCAUCAAAUCAGGAGCUUUCACUCAAAAACAGCAACGUGUUUCCUCACACACACACACACAGAAAAGACAGAAACAGACAGAGAGAAGGGGACCGGACAGACUAACCCUCAGCUUGUAGCUGGAAAGGUUGUGUCUUUCCCGGAGAUGAAGAUUCAGUUCGCUCCGCUAAACAUCCCGCUGCGGAGGAGACUCCAGACAGCUGCUGUGCUGCAGUGGGUCUUCUCUUUCCUGGCGCUAGGUAAGUCUCUCUCUCUGUCAGGGUAUGUGUUGCUGUGCGUCUCUGAUUGGUGGGUUCUGGCUGCGCUGUAUGCUGGUUGGCUGUAUCUGGACAGGGACACACCCACAAGCGGGGGUCGGAGGUCAGAGUGGCUUCGGAACUGGAGCGUCUGGAAACACUUCAGAGACUACUUCCCUCUCAAUCUCAUAAAGACGGUGGAUCUGGACCCAGCUUCUAACUACAUCUUUGGGUUCCAUCCCCAUGGUGUUCUGGUGGCAGGGGGUUUUGGGAACUUCUGUACAGAGGCGUCAGGGUUCUCCUCGCUGUUCCCCGGGCUGACCCCCUACCUCCUGAUGCUGCCAUUCUGGUUCAGAGUACCCUUCUUCAGGGACUACAUCAUGUGUGGAGGUCUGGUAUCCAGUGAGAAAGCCAGUCUGUCCUACCUGCUCUCAGCUUCUAGAGGAGGUAAUGUGGCGGUGGUGGCUGUAGGGGGCGCUCCAGAGGCUCUAGACGCCCGGCCAGGAGCUCUCACCCUUCAGAUUCUAAACCGCAAGGGAUUCAUCAAACUGGCACUAAAACACGGGGCUCAGUUAGUACCUGUGUUCUCUUUUGGGGAGAAUGAGCUCUUCGACCAGAUGACCAACCCUGCCGGCUCGCCGCUCCGCUGGCUACAGGACCACCUGCAAAGGCUCAUGGGAGUGGCACUGCCGCUGUUCACCGGGAGAGGAGUGUUCCAGUACAGCUUUGGUCUACUGCCCUACAGACAGCCCAUACACACUGUUGUGGGUAGGCCUAUUCCAGUGGUCCAGACCCCCUCUCCCACUAAGGAUGAUAUAGACGGUCUCCAUUCUCUCUACCUGGAGGGCCUCACUACGGUGUUUGAAGACAACAAGGACAACUACGGCAUUGCACCAGACAAACACCUCCACUUCAUCUAGACACACAUCUGUGUGAAGAGUUGUUCACACGUAUAAUCAGAAGAAAAAUAAGAUUUACAGAUGAACCCAAAGAUGCUGCAAUACCUUGUAGAGUUCUAGCUGGAGGUUAGGGUUCUGUAGGGUUUUAUAAAACACCUUGUAGAGUUCUAGCUGGAGGUUAGGGUUCUGUAGGGUUUUAUAAAACACCACAAUAUGUUGCAGAGCGAUUUGCCUGCUGUGGGGCAAGGAGACCCCCAGCUCUGCUAAAACCACUGACAACUGCGUGCCAUUUUCAAGGAAUUGUUAAAUAAAUGUUGUAAUAUCAGCAUCUCUUGAAGAGCUUAGUCAGAAAAUCAAAUGUCAGAUUAUUCCAUGCAUGUAGCUCUAUCAUCAGAGUUAUACAGCAAGAAACUGCUUUCAUGAUCAGUAAACAUCAACGAUCAUGUAGUUUCAGAGACGGGUAGCCUAUCUAUAUCUAUAUCGGCAACCGUUAAUUGGAUAUUUGAGUGAUAUGAAAUACACUGAACAAAAAUAUAAUCGCAACAUGUAAAGUGUUUGUCCAAUGUUUCAUGAGCUAAAAUAAAAGAUCCCAGAAAAUG